Pyricularia grisea is the source of this 2394-nucleotide messenger RNA. RefSeq lists its product as uncharacterized. NCBI's taxonomy places the organism in Eukaryota, Fungi, Ascomycota, Sordariomycetes, Magnaporthales, Pyriculariaceae. Gene Ontology annotation, molecular function: fatty acid synthase activity. The transcript is spliced from 2 exons. The record is from RefSeq and is a predicted model, not a curated record. Gene Ontology annotation, biological process: secondary metabolite biosynthetic process; fatty acid biosynthetic process. Bases 1 to 2394 code for a protein of 797 amino acids.
AUGUUGCGGCAAUCCAAGAUCCCACCCCAAGCCAGUCUCCAAAACGUCAACCCCAAGAUAGGAGAUUUGGAGCCCUUCAAAAUGGCCAUACCUUCCGGAGCAGUGCAGCCUUGGGACGCACCGGACAACAUACGGCGUGCCAUGGUUAAUUCAUACGGUGCAGCUGGGUCCAACGCUUGUGUUGUAGUCUGCCAGUCUCCUACCGCCGGGCCUAGGAGUGCAUGGUGGCUGCUUGACAAGAAGAAGGAGAAGGAGAGUGCCGCUGUCACCCAUUGGCCCCUUAUCGUCUCGGCCGCAACUCAGGCUAGCCUUGAGGCCAACUGUCGCGUCUUGGCUGAGAUGAUUAGGCUCGAGAAGCCCGACAUCAACAAUCUGCUGUGGACUCUCAGCGAGAAGAGACAGCGUCACAGAUUCCGCGUCAUACUGCAGGUCAAUAGCGAUGUAGACAGUGACUCACUGGCCACAGCUUUGGAUGAAGCGGCGUCUUCCCCAGCGCAGGCGACGCCCAAGAAAAAGCCGGUGGUCUUUGCUUUUGGAGGCCAGUCUCAGCGUACCAUUCAUCUUGAUCGUCAUCUCUAUGCGACGACUCCACAGCUGUGGCGGCAUCUGGCCGAGUGCGAUGCCAUUCUCACUGACCUGGGCUACCCGCCCGUCAUUGAUGAGGUUCUCAACCACGAAAAAGCUAAUCAGGGCAUCCUGUUAUUACAGACCGCGACCUUUGCCGUGCAGUACAGCUGUGCUAGGACUUGGGAGGACGCCGGUCUGCGCGUCGACGCCGUCGUCGGCCACAGCUUUGGCGAACUCACAGCCAUAACUUUCUCAGGGGCUGUUAGCCUGCGUGAUGGAAUCAGGAUGGUGGCAGAGCGCGCGAUGCUGAUGCAAACUGCCUGGGGAGAAGAGAAAGGCAAGAUGUUUGCCGUGCAUGCUGAUAUCGAAACUGUAAACAAAAUCAUCGAAACCGUCGGGGGCCUGGAGGUUGCGUGUCACAACUCCCCCACCGGCCAGGUCGUUGUGGGCACCAGCCAGCAGAUUCAAAAGGCUGAGACCAUUAUCGCUGAAAGCUUCAAGGGUACGAGAUAUCAGCACGUCGAUGUUACUCAUGGCUUCCACUCCAAGUUUGUUGAGAAUAUCCUUCCUGGUCUCAGAAAGGUGGAUGAGUCGAUCGAGUUUAAAAAGCCACGCAUCCGACUCGAGUUGUGUGUCGAUGAUGCACACGAGGGCCAGCUCCUCCCGGGCCACAUUGGUCGACAUGCCCGUAAUCCUGUCUUCUUCUCUAAUGCUGUACGACGCAUCACUGAAAGCCUUGGACCCUGUGUCUGGCUAGAGGCUGGCACCGAUGCUCCAAUCGUUUCCAUGACUAAACGAGCUGUUCCAGAUCCCGGCACUCAUAUCUUUAUUCCAAUCAACUUCAAGGCCUCCCGCAGGCCAGAGACCGUCAUGUCUGAUGUGACCAUUAACCUGUGGCGAGCCGGUAUCGAUACCACCUACUGGCCAUGGAUUGGUGCUAGGAACAUCAAAUCGGUCCGCCUCCCUGUCUAUCAAUUCACUCGAAAGUCGUUCUGGACCAAGUUUGUCGAUCACUCUGCCGAACUGCAAGGGCGCCUGGAAACAGCUUUGAAACAAUCAUCACAAGCUUCGGUACUGGCCAAUCCCUCAAAAUCCAAGAUGGUGUUACUUUCAGAGCCCCGAUCAGACCGCUUCAUCAUCAAUACCGACAGCAGCCGUUUCCAAGAGGUUGUCCGCGGACAUGCUGUUUGCAACCAGCCCAUGUGUCCUGCCUCAAUGUACAUGGAAUUGGCCUUCAGCCACCCACUCACCCUGGCUCCUGAUGUCGAAGUCUCUCUGCUCAUGAACCCCGAACCUGACAAUGCCCAAUCUUGGAAGUUUACCAUUGAGAGUACACGCAGGGAUAGAUCCAAGCAGCCCGUCGUUCAUGUACGUGGCACCGUGUCUAUUGUACCAUCUGUCGAUAUGCGACAUCUCAGAGUCCUCCUUGACAGUCGUGCCCUGGAGCUCGACGCGCAUCCCGAUGCCGAACGAAUUCAGUCAAGACGGGUCUACACACUGUUCGGCACCUUGGUCGACUACUCGCCCGUUCUGCGUGGCAUUCAAACCAUGAAGAUGCAGGGUAAAUGGGCUGUUGGUACAAUCAAGCGCCCGAAGCAUCUCGUGUCACUCGACGACACGGAAAGAUCGGUUUUGGAACUUGCAGACGCUGUUGUUGCCGACAACUUCGUUCAGGUUCUCGGUUUAGCCAUAAACACGAGCGAACAUGUGUCUCCUGGGUCGGCAUUUAUUGUGUCAUCAUUUGAUAGCUUUACGCUCUCGUCGGCCUGCCGUCUCUUGAACCGCGACGGCAUGUGGAACGUCACGAGCCACUACGAUGUCGAGUAG